AUGCCUGGUGUGGAAUACAAGGCUGCGAUCCAAGCGAUGCCUCCCAGUGUCUCUGUACAACCGUUCAGUGACAGACAAAUGGACGGGAACUCCUUUAGCGCGAAUCCGUACUUACUGUGGAAUUCACUUUUACAAGUGAUGGACGAGACCGAUACAAAGAGGAGAGUACAGCGAUAUCGAAAUAUAGAGCAAAUAUUAAAUUCUGAACAG
Brenthis ino (lesser marbled fritillary) is the source of this 210-nucleotide messenger RNA. The record is from the annotation of a GenBank genome assembly. NCBI's taxonomy places the organism in Eukaryota, Metazoa, Arthropoda, Insecta, Lepidoptera, Nymphalidae.